AUGUCCUUGUCAGGACAGCGGGUGAACUUGACCGCUGGCUCUCAAACAGGAAAGUUGUCGGGUCCGACGUGCGCGCAUACAUCCCUCCAUCCAUCCAUCCAUCCAUCUCAUCACAUCCAAACAUCGAUAACAUCCUCUUCAAGGUGUAUCAACCAAGGUGGCAGAGUCCUGCAACGUACUGCAAGGCCCCACCUCGCAACUCGUGGGACUUAG
Messenger RNA from Colletotrichum paranaense, 213 nucleotides. RefSeq lists its product as uncharacterized. Lineage: Eukaryota; Fungi; Ascomycota; Sordariomycetes; Glomerellales; Glomerellaceae. The record is from RefSeq and is a predicted model, not a curated record. Bases 1 to 213 code for a protein of 70 amino acids. The transcript has a single exon.